Salarias fasciatus (jewelled blenny) is the source of this 2989-nucleotide messenger RNA. RefSeq names its product kinesin heavy chain-like. The record is from RefSeq and is a predicted model, not a curated record. Bases 41 to 2989 code for a protein of 982 amino acids. The transcript is spliced from 25 exons. Gene Ontology annotation, biological process: microtubule-based movement. Gene Ontology annotation, molecular function: microtubule binding; microtubule motor activity; ATP binding. Lineage: Eukaryota; Metazoa; Chordata; Actinopteri; Blenniiformes; Blenniidae.
UCCCGUGCGCGCGCUCCGUCCGCGGUCUUUGUGUGUGGAGAUGGAGGCGCCGGAGGGCGGGGUGUGCGGGGUGUGCGGGGUGAAGGUGAUGUGCCGCUUCAGGCCGCUGAACGAGGCGGAGCAGAGCCGAGGAGACAAAAGCGUCCCCAAAUUCAACGGAGAGGACACGGUGGUGGUGGCGGGGAAGCCGUACGUGUUCGACAGAGUCCUUCCUCCCAACAGUGAACAAAUCCAGGUGUACGACACCUGCGCCAAGCAGAUCGUCAGAGAUGUGCUGGGAGGCUAUAAUGGAACCAUCUUUGCUUAUGGGCAAACGUCAUCAGGGAAGACCCACACCAUGGAGGGGACCCUCCACGACCCCCGCCUCAUGGGGAUCAUCCCUCGGAUCGCCACAGACAUCUUCGACCACAUCUACUCCAUGGACGAGAACCUGGAGUUCCACAUUAAGGUGUCUUAUUUUGAAAUCUAUCUGGAUAAAAUCAGAGACCUGCUGGACGUGUCGAAGACCAACCUCGCAGUCCACGAGGACAAAAACAGAGUUCCUUUUGUGAAGGGCUGCACCGAGCGUUUUGUUUCAAGUCCCGAAGAAGUGAUGGACGUCAUCGACGAGGGAAAAGCAAACCGGCACGUCGCCGUCACCAACAUGAACGAGCACAGCUCUCGGAGUCACAGCAUCUUCCUGAUCAACAUCAAGCAGGAGAACGUGGAGACGGAGCUGAAGCUGUCGGGGAAGCUGUACCUGGUGGACCUGGCAGGCAGCGAGAAGGUGAGUAAAACCGGAGCAGAGGGCGCCGUGCUGGACGAGGCCAAGAACAUCAACAAGUCUCUUUCUGCUCUGGGGAACGUCAUCGCAGCUCUGAGUGAAGGAACGAAAACUCACGUCCCGUAUCGAGAUAGUAAGAUGACCCGGAUCCUGCAGGACUCUCUGGGGGGAAACUGCCGGACCACCAUCAUCAUCUGCUGCUCGCCGUCUGUGUACAACGAGGCUGAAACCAAGUCCACGCUCAUGUUUGGACAGAGAGCUAAAACCAUUAAAAACACGGUGUCUGUGAACCUGGAGCUGACCGCCGAGGAGUGGAAGAAGAAGUACGAGAAGGAGAAAGAGAAGAAUCGCAGCCUGAGCGUGAUGAUCCAGAAGCUGGAAAACGAGCUGAAGCGCUGGAGGAAAGGCGAGUCUGUUCCUGUGGAGGAGCAGCUGAGCAGCAGGAGCAAGAAGAGCAGCAGCGACACGCCGGCGGUGGCGGACAGCUUGGCCCCGCCCCCCGCCCCUCUCUCUGACGAGGAGAAGACGCAGUACGAGACGCUGAUCUCCGACCUGUAUCAGCAGCUGGACGACAAGGACGACGAGAUCAACCAGCACAGUCAGUCCUGCGAGAAGCUCAAGCAGCAGCUGUCGGACCAGGACGAGCUGCUCCUGUCGAGUCGCCAGGACUACGAGCGGCUGCAGGACGAGCUGUCCCGCCUGCAGAAGGACAGCGACUUGGCUAAAGACGAGGUGAAGGAGGUCCUGCAGGCGCUGGAGGAGCUGGCCGUCAACUACGACCACAAGAGCCAGGAGGUGGAGAACCAGAACCGCCGCAACCUGCAGCUGAACGAGGAGCUGGCAAACAAAACGGGGAGUCUGGAGGCGGUGGAGCGGGAGCUCAGCACUCUGCAGGAGAUCAGCACCCAUCACAAGAAAAGGUCUUCAGAGAUCCUCAGCCAGCUCCUCAGGGACCUGGGUGACAUUGGAAACCUGCUGGGGACCACCGACCUCCGGACGACGACCGAGGUCGGCGGGCUGAUGGAGGAGGAGUUUACCACGGCUCGUCUCUACAUCAGCAAGAUGAAGUCAGAAGUCAAGUCUCUGGUGAGCCGCAGCAAGCAGCUGGACAUCAGCCUGAUGGAGAACAGCUCCCGGGCCGAGGCCACGGAGAAGGAGCUGGGCUCCUGCCAGCUGCUGGUCACUCAGCUCCAAGCCAAGCUGGGCUCUCUGACUGAAGACCUGCAGCGGGUGGAGCAGAAGAAGAGGCAGCUGGAGGAGAGUCAGGAUGCUCUCAUGGAGGAGAUCGCCAAGCUGCACGCUCAAGGACAAAUGCACGAGGUUACAGUGAUGGACAAAGAGAAAGAGCAUAUGAGCAGGCUGAAGGACGCUGUGGAGAUGAAGAGAACACUGGAGGAGCAGAUGGAGAACCACCGAGAAGUUCAUCAGAAGCAGCUGAGUCGGCUGAGAGACGAGAUCGAUCAGACUCACAGAGAGGUGGAGCAGCUGAAGGACUUGAGUCAGGCUCUGCAGCUGGAGAACAGGAAGCUGCAGGCGGACAUGGACAGACUGAGAGGCGAGAACCACGUCAAAGACCAGAAGCUGCAGCGGCUGCAGUCUCUGAAUGAGAAGAGGGAGCAGGCCAAGGAGGACCUGAAGGGUCUGGAGGACACGGUGGCCAAAGAGCUGCAGACGCUCACCCACCUCCGCAAACUCUUCAUCCAGGACAUGGGCACCCGGGUGAACAAUGUCUCAGAGAACUCGGACGAGGCCGGCGGCAGCCUGGCUCAGAGGCAGAGGAUCAUCUUCCUGGAGAACAAUCUGGAGCAGCUCAGCAGGGUGCACAAGCAGCUGGUCCGAGACAACGCGGACCUUCGCUGCGAGCUGCCGAAGCUGGAGAAGCGUCUGCGGGCGACGGCGGAGCGGGUGAAAGCUCUGGAGACGGCCCUGAGGAACGCCAAGGAGUCGGCGGUGAGGGACCGCAAGCGCUACCAGCAGGAGGUGGACCGCAUCAAGGAGGCCGUCCGCUGCAAGAACGUGUCCCGCAGAGGACAGUCGGCCCAGAUCGCCAAGCCAAUCAGAGCGGGGCAUCAGCACCACCACCAGGCCGCCGCCUCCUCCGCCCUCAGACAGGCCGUCAGAGGCGGCGCCGCGUCCAGGCCUCGCCAUCACUCCCCUCAGCAUCCGGGGGCGCAGCAGCCCCCCCAGCAACAACCGCAGCAACAGCCGCAGCAACAGCACAAGUAG